Messenger RNA from Girardinichthys multiradiatus, 467 nucleotides. Its product is annotated as monocyte chemotactic protein 1B-like. The record is from RefSeq and is a predicted model, not a curated record. Gene Ontology annotation, molecular function: chemokine activity; CCR chemokine receptor binding. Gene Ontology annotation, cellular component: extracellular region. Gene Ontology annotation, biological process: positive regulation of ERK1 and ERK2 cascade; lymphocyte chemotaxis; G protein-coupled receptor signaling pathway. The coding region runs from base 102 to 395 and encodes 97 amino acids. The transcript has 3 exons. Lineage: Eukaryota; Metazoa; Chordata; Actinopteri; Cyprinodontiformes; Goodeidae.
UGAAGGCAGAUGGUGUCCAAACAUCAGAGAAAACAAGCUGAUCUUACCUGAGAUUUUCUACCUACUGCUGCUCCCUCACACCAACAAACACACCCUUCAGGAUGGCUCGUCUUGCUCUGUCUGUGAUUGUUCUGAUGAUGGCGGUCAUCGCUCUCACUGAAGGUUUGCGUGGAGUUGGCCCAAAGAAGUGCUGCUUCAAAUUCAAUGACAAGCCUGUGUCAAAAGAAAAAGUUGUGGGCUACAUCAAAACCAGUCAGCGUUGCCCCAACCCUGCCAUCUUGCUGAAUACAGUGGCAGGCCGUCAGCUGUGUGUCAGAACUUCAGCCACCUGGGUGAAGGAGCUCAUCAACUACCUGGAGACCAAAAAUGUUCUGGGCACAAACUCCACAAUGUAAACGGGCCAAUAAUAUACCCAUAAACCAGCUUACAUGAAUAUGUAGGUUGGUUGUGAUGCUACAGAAAGCAGC